Phymastichus coffea is the source of this 4888-nucleotide messenger RNA. RefSeq names its product diacylglycerol kinase eta. The record is from RefSeq and is a predicted model, not a curated record. The transcript has 23 exons. Gene Ontology annotation, molecular function: ATP-dependent diacylglycerol kinase activity; protein binding. The coding region runs from base 299 to 4879 and encodes 1526 amino acids. Lineage: Eukaryota; Metazoa; Arthropoda; Insecta; Hymenoptera; Eulophidae. Gene Ontology annotation, biological process: diacylglycerol metabolic process; intracellular signal transduction; lipid phosphorylation.
GCGACACACAUGCGCCUCGUUGCUCCGAAUACCUAGCGAUAAAGACGCACGACCCAUAUCGGCUUUUCUUUCCGAGGAGAACGAGCCAAUUAGCUUGCACGAUGUCGCCUCAACUCGCCAAGCGAUCGUCUUCCGCACUCGCUGCUUCGACGAUCAUUGCCGGUUGAUCGAGCGCAUCCGCACACGCACGCAACUGCCGAUUACAUCGGGGAAAAUUGCCGAGGGUCUAGGUAUUUUCAAACGCUAGGUGAUAACUCCUUUUCGGUCACUGGUUCUCUGUGGUGAAAAUAGACAAGAAAUGGAAGACUGGCUUGGUGCUUUAAAAAAUACAGCUGGCUCAAGGCCUGUGACAGAUCCCACAGCAACAGAACUACUUAAUGGAGCUCAUCAAUGGAUUGCAACCAGUCAUGCCAGACCAACAUACUGUAAUGUCUGCAGAGAUGCAUUAUAUGGUGUGACAUCUCAUGGUUUAAGUUGUGAAGUUUGUAAAUAUAAAGUACAUAAGAGGUGUAGUGAAAAAGCAAUAAACAACUGUAAAUGGACCACAUUAGCAUCAAUUGGGAAAGAUAUAAUAGAGGACCAAGAUGGGAACAUUACAAUGCCCCAUCAGUGGAUGGAAGGAAAUUUACCUGUAGCUGCAAAGUGUGCAAUCUGUGACAAAACCUGUGGCUCAGUAUUACGGUUACAAGAUUGGAGAUGUUUAUGGUGCAAAGUCACAGUUCAUACAGCUUGUAGGCCAUCCAUGAGUGAGAAAUGUCUCUUAGGGCCAGCCAAACUCAGUGUGGUACCACCAAUUGCAUUACAUAGCAUAGAAAAUGUCAAAUUCACAGGUACCGAUGAGGCAUGGGACGCCGUAAGGCCCAUAGGCUGCAGUCCACUCUUAGUAUUCGUAAACAGUAAGUCGGGCGACAAUCAAGGAAUCAAAUUUCUCAGGAGGUUCAAGCAACUGCUCAAUCCAGCGCAAGUUUUCGAUCUCAUCAAGGGUGGCCCUGGACCAGGGCUUCGGCUCUUUCGACAUUUCGACCCGUUCCGGGUUUUGGUGUGCAGUGGAGAUGGCUCUGUUGGCUGGGUCCUUUCUGAAAUCGAUCGUUUAGGAAUGCAAAAACAAUGUCAAGUUGGAGUAUUACCAUUGGGCACAGGAAACGACUUGGCACGAGUGUUAGGUUGGGGUGCGUCUUGCGACGACGACACCAAUUUAGCACACCUGUUGGAAAAAUACGAGAAAGCGGGUACGAAGAUGCUCGAUCGUUGGAGCAUCAUGGCUUUUCAUCGUGGUAUAGCAUUACCAUGUCAUAAAAUUCUCGAUCAGUCGGAUGCAACACUAAAUCAGAGUAUCAUUCACGAAUACGAAGAUAGUGUCAUCACGCACAUUAGUAAUAUUCUGCACAGUGAUCAAGAGUCCAUCGUCAUAUCUAGUGCCAAAGUUUUGUGCGAGACGGUGAAAGACUUAGCAAUAAGGAUAUCAGAGACAAGUAUGGGUACUGGUGAUCAACAGUUAGGCAAUAAAUGUGAUGUGCUGCAACAGAAGCUUGACCAGUUAUUGCAUACCCUCGAUAAAGAGGAGAGUUUUUUGUCGGAAAACGGUGAUGAGACGAAUGCUGAUACUUUGAGAUCCGACUGCUUGUCAUCGUUCGAGCAAGAACAGGAGAAAGGAGUACUCGAGAAACCUGAGAAAGAGAUGACUAACAUGAAGAGGUCGAAGAAGAGGCGUGGCUUUGAAGAAAAUCAAGCUGUUAUAUCGAGAGCAAAUAGUUUGAAGAGGGCUAUUCGUCAAUUAGUAGAGCACGCUGAGCAGGCUAUAGACGAGCAGAACAUUUCAAAAGGACCGAACAUUACGAUUACAACUGAGAGCGAAAAUUUCGAUGUCACUGAAAAAAGACGAGAACUAGAUAUUUGUGGCAUAAUAGAGGAAAACUAUAUGGAAAGUUUGAGCGUGACACCGACGAUGGAAACCAUGAGUAGUGGCGAUCCAUCACCGUGUUCAUCUCCAACGCCUAAUGUUGCUUCGCUUAGUCCUAUGCCAGAUAUCAGGCGAGAAUCUCAAGUUAGACCUGAAGAGUUGCUUACGUUGCCUGUUCCUGAUGAUUUUGCUGAUAGUCGAAGGAAUAGUUCGAUUCAGGGGGUUUUCAGUUUUUACUCCUCAACAUUUGUGGAAUCGGACAUUGAUGAGUUGUGCAAACAGCAGAAUCAUAAUUGUGAAUCACUAGAAGCGACCCAACAAGAAACUCAGUCAGAUUUACCACCGGUAACAGUAACAUCCACUACUUUGGAAACUAGUACACCGUCAGAUGACACGACGAUUCAAGAUGCAAUAAUAUCACCCGAUACUGACUCUGUGCCGUCAGUCGAUGUAUCACCCGAGUGUCCUGAGUCAAAAUCCAUCAGUGAAAAGAAACGCGUUGGUCAUAGGGGUAGCUGCACAAACAGCAUCAUCAGCUCGGAUAGCAUGGUCUCGGAGUCUUUCAAUCAGGUGGUGAAAAACAGCGAGAGUGAGAUAGGGUCUAUAGAUAGUGACAUUCUUGACUUGACUAAACGUUCAGAAAUCGAAGAAUUCGGCCAUAUUGACUCCCCGGAAAAUUCAGAUCAAUGUAUGAGCGACAUUCCGAAUUCCGAAAGUAUUGUUGAUGAUUUGAGUUCGUUGGGGCAGGAUUUGAUUAGUACAAUGUUGGGACAUGAGAAGUAUGAUUCGGUGAGAGAGGGUAUUCUCGAUUCAGAACAGAUAGAGAAACCUCAAAAAUUCUGUAGUCUAGCUAAAUUCGAAGGCAACGAUAUCGCUAGAAGAUCUUUCAAACGGCAAAGAAAUACUAAGAUAAAUAAAGAUGGAUUUUUCAAAGGAAGACCAAUCGGGCCAUUUGGUAGUAUUUUAGAGAAAAUGAGCUUGAACGAUCAAUUCAACGAACAAAGUCCUGAGGAUUUAGAAGACGAUAAUAAAUCAGCAGACUUGCUCAACGCUCCAGUUUGUCGAUUUAAAGUCACUUCCAGUUCCAGUCCAUCCAAUGACAAUUCACCAAAUUUUCCGCCAGCGAUUAGCGUUGUCGUUGAUCCCCCAAGCCCAUCGGCAUCAGUCAAGGGCAAGCACGAAACUGAUUUUAACUUUCAUAAUCUUAGCUCAUAUUUUCGUAGAUUCAGUGGUACUAGUAUGGAAAAAUUGAGCGUUGAACUACCAGAAGGCAGUGGAUGUUCACCGCAAGCAACACGCCGCAUUAGCAGGGGUAGUUUACUAAAACCAGCUGAGAUCGUAUCGUUGGCGGCAACUGCAGCAAAGUACGGUGGCUCAACCAUGAGUUUGAGACACGAGCGUUCAAAAUCUAUCGACAAGACUGAUGAAGUUAAGAAGCUUCCUAUUAUCAAUCCACUAGUCCGAUUGCCUAUGUGGCCAAACGUAAGUGGUGGCCUAAUUAGUCAAGCACUUUUAGCUAAUGCAGAUGCGCUAUGUGCAGCAGUAUCUCCUUUAAUGGAUCCAGAUGAAUCACUGAUGGAGGGAUAUUAUGAGCGUUGUGUUAUGAACAACUAUUUUGGUAUUGGAAUCGAUGCAAAGAUAAGCUUAGAUUUCCAUCACAAGCGUGAAGAGCAUCCAGAAAAAUGUAGGUCGCGAGCGAAGAAUUACAUGUGGUACGGAGUAUUGGGAUCGAAACAGUGGAUACAACAAACCUACAAGAAUCUCGAUCAAAGGGUACAACUUGAAUGCGAUGGACAAAGGAUCCCAUUACCUUCGUUGCAAGGCAUCGUCGUUUUAAAUAUUCCAAGCUUCAUGGGCGGCACCAAUUUCUGGGGCGGAUCGAAGGAGGGCGACUUAUUUUUAGCUCCGUCGUUCGACGAUCGUAUUUUGGAAGUUGUCGCCGUGUUCGGCUCCGUGCAAAUGGCAGCCUCUCGAUUGAUCAAUUUACAACAUCACAGGAUCGCUCAAUGUCAAAGCAUACAAAUAAACAUCCUUGGGGAUGAAGGCGUACCGAUACAAGUCGAUGGUGAAGCUUGGGUGCAACAACCUGGAAUUAUCAGAAUUAUACACAAGAAUCGCAUGCAGAUGCUGUAUAGGAAUAGGGCUUUAGAGGAAUCGUUGCGCACCUGGGAAGAGAAGCAGCGUAGUACAAUGGCCGCUGUCACGCAAUCCUCAUCAACCCUAAGUACUUCCUCACGGACGCCUAGCCAAGCUCACAUUGAUGUCAAACAAAUCGCUUUGACCGACGAAGAAAUAUCCGUUUUGAUAGGUUUCAUUGAUGUUGCAAGUACACUUGUCAAGUGGGUUAAACUUCUCAUCAUAUCUCACCCUAGUAUUGAAGCAGAUUUGUACCAAAUAGCUUCGAGAACUUCUGCCGUACUCGAUAAGAUUCACCCAGGCGGAAAAAUUUUAGAAGGGCCGCAUCUCAGACCAGUUGUUACGGAGGUCGUUUCUACUGCGAGGCAAUUGUAUGAGGAAUCUUGUGAACUUUUGCGGGACAAAGCUCAUAAUCUAAAAUUGCGCGAAGAUUUGGAAAGUAAACUGUCAUCGUCGUUGGCAACAAUGGAGCAUGAACUUCGAAAAUGCAUCUUUGACGAGCGUGGCAAUGGACUUGUAUACUUACAAAAUAUUCAGGAAGAGCCGACCGACAAAAAGAAUCGUCACCGGGGCUUAUUCUGGUUAAAGUUUCGACGUUCAGGUCAGAACAAUGGCGGUUCGACUCCAUCGGUCCGAGAGCAAGCUACCUUAUGGGGUACGCAAGAAGUUUGCACGUGGCUGGAUAAUCUGCAGCUGGGCGAGUAUAUGGAAAACUUCGUGUCUCACGAUAUUCGAGGCAAAGAACUUCUUACCCUCGGAAGGCGAGAUCUUAAAGAUUUAAAUAUCACGAAGGUGGGCCAUGUUAAGAGGAUAUUGCAGGCUAUUGCCGAACUAAAUAUUUAAAGCGAUCGU